Molecule: messenger RNA, 2110 nt
Organism: Armigeres subalbatus
Lineage: Eukaryota; Metazoa; Arthropoda; Insecta; Diptera; Culicidae
Product: DC-STAMP domain-containing protein 2
Exons: 4
Coding region: 4-1989 (661 amino acids)
Cellular component (GO): membrane
Source: RefSeq, a predicted model, not a curated record
UGGAUGUUUGAAAUGUCACAUCGGACAACCCAACCAUUUCGAUCCAAACAUCAUCGCAAGUCCCAUAAAAUCGUACUCGGGCUGAUAAUUGGCUUGUUCCAGACGGUAGCUCUUUUCCUGGUUCUUUACUAUCAGUUUGACGUAAGCCGAAGAACCACUUGCAUCGUGACCGCCAUUUCGGGCACACUCUUUACCAUCCAGUCCUGUCGCAGUUCCGACUUUCAGUGUGUGACGCUACUGAUGGUACCUCAGAUAUUGAGCAAGCGGGGUCGCACUGCAAGCGUGGCCUACGCUUUCGUACUGACCAUGAAUGGACCGGCAAGGAAUACGAUUGCAAAUGUGGACGUGCUGGGCCAGGCACUGAGCUGUAGCCAGGAUCGCCUGAAGGCGGCCGUUCAAGAUGCCCUUCAGGCACUGAAGGCUCCCUUCCUAGCAAUGAAGAGAACAAUCAAGAUGAUCCUCAGUGAGGUGGAGAAAGCGUUUAUGAAAGUUCAACGGGUAUUGAUGGAUGUAAUGAGGCUUGUUAAACGUAUUUUGCACACCAUCAAGGCCGGUUACGAGUGGUUGGCUAAUAUAGCUGCGGUUUGUAAUAAGAAGAAUGGCACGCCGUUUGAUCAAUGCAUUCGAGCAUUAGAAUCGGCGGUGGAGGAUUGCAAGCAAAAACUGGGACCGAUGGAUUUCAUGUGUGAAGUAACACAUGUAGCCAAGGUGGUUUGCUAUAGCGUCAAAGUUGUGGACUUGAUUUGUGAGCUAAUCGAUUUCGCUAGUAGUUAUAUUGUGGACGAGAUUGAAAGGAGACUCGAGAAGUUUAUUCAUGAUAUCCAGGUUAUGUUUUUUGUAGAGGUGGACUUUGAUCAUUCGUUUGAGUUCAAAACCAAUUUUUCAAAAAACUACUCGGAAAUAGCUACAGAUAUUACCAAGGAAAUCAAACAUCGGAGUCGAUAUAUCUUUACUAUUCUCAAUAUUUUUACUAUUGUUUCAAGUUUAUUUUUAAUUUGCGUUGUUAUUAGGGCAGUAAGAUACAAAAUGAAGUACCUGACUCGGGACAGAUUUGACAAUGUCUACAUUAGCCGAGAUUUCAUUGCCAUAGAUGAACAUCGUCGAUCGUUAAACAUGGAUACGAUACUUCCUCUGACUAGGAAAGAACGGAAUCGGUACAUCCGCCUGACCUCCCUGUCCCUCAUCCGAAAGGAAAAAAUACGAAUCGCCCGCAAUGCAUUGUUCCUGUUCAUCUCCACAAUACACAUCCUAGGACUUAUUGCGACCGAUUAUUGCCUUUACUGGCUUUUGGCGCUAAUUCAGCGUAUCUACCUUCGUCUAGGCGGUAUUGAAAAACCUCCAAUGGUGACACUGGAGGUUGGUGGAUUCGGUAUCGUUGCCGAUUUGUACCGAGGUAUCGUACGAGCGUUUGAACCCGUGGUAAAACAAGUGGACGCAUUGAAUCCUGCGCGUUGUGCACCUGAUCCAAAGGUCCCCAACUUUGGUCGGUACGUGCAGAUCGGCUUACUCUUGCUGUUUUGCUGGAUCUGCAUCGUGAUGGAGCCCUACGGCCUUCGUGUCCGUCAAUUGGUCAUGAGGGCGUACUUCCCGGAUAGAGCAAAGGAAAGGGCUUCUUGGUUGUACAAUGAUAUCUUACUGAAACGGGAAUCUUUCGUCAAGAUCCUUCGACGCCAAUUGGGAAUGAAAAAAGGAGAUUCCAAACCGAAACGAUUGAUUGACAUCAUCAGGGCGAAGACUAACCGAAUCUGGAUUUGUCGCAAGAUAUUGGGAACGAGCGGGAGCGGAAAGUAUUGCAUUUUCUGUGGUGAACGCACUGAUGAGAAUGAAGCAGUUAGCUGUAUUAGGCCAGGUUGCGGUGGCAUAUAUUGUUACGAAUGUUUUCUAGAAAUUGAGAAUGUUUGUACGAUUUGUUCAGAACCGAUUGAUCCUAGUGAUCAAAGUGAUAUGUCAAUAGAAAGAGAUUCUUCCGAAGAUAAUUUUGAAGUUUAAUAAACAAUAAUUACACCAUGAGAUUGAUUUAUUAGAUAUUUUUUGCCAAACAGAAAAUAUAUCAUAUUUUGCACACUUUAUGAUAACUUACUGAAAUGAAUAUGUAAGCAAAUAGAUGAAU